Molecule: messenger RNA, 1479 nt
Organism: Penicillium verrucosum
Lineage: Eukaryota; Fungi; Ascomycota; Eurotiomycetes; Eurotiales; Aspergillaceae
Exons: 3
Coding region: 1-1479 (492 amino acids)
Source: RefSeq, a predicted model, not a curated record
AUGUCCUACUUCAAGACCGAAUACCAGCGGUUCCUGGAUAAUCCCAGGUCUGCUAAAUUGGCCGACGAUGUGUCCAUGAUCUAUGUUCCUACCACGACGAAGUUCGAGCAGGCCGACAAUGUCAUCACUCAUGUGUUGAAGAACGCCAAGGUGGUCAAGACGAAAUCGAACCAGGUCAUCAGUGCCAUUGAAGGAUCAGACUCGCUAUGUCUAGACAUGGAGACAACCCUCGAAUUCACUGAGGGUGGUGGGGUUUAUCUCCCCUCGAUGGACGAUAAUUUCCUGGCCGACCGUGUCGCGACCUUCCCCACGGUUCACAUUGUCCACUUCGACGCCGAUAAACAGAUCAAGCAGAUCCGCAUUUACUGGGAUCAAGCCUCAUUGCUGAAGCAAGUCGAGGUUAUUGGAGCGCGCGGACGCCAAUGGCCCGUUCGUGAUGGAAAAGAUCAACUCCGUCUUCUCAAAACCGCCGAGACAGCGCGUUUGGCACCCUCGCAGCCUGCUUCUCAGGACUCGGAGACCAAGCUCCCCAAUCGCCCCUCAUCCCCAGGCAAGCGCCGCAUCAGAGAUCCCUACUCAGCCGACUCCCUGACCGAGCUCCUCUCCCCGAGCAAGGAGACCUCCAAACCUGCAUCCAGCAAGAAAUACACACAAGACCCUUACGGAGCGGGUUCAUUGAAUGAGAUUCUGUCCCCUACCAAGAAGGCCCCCGCCUAUGUGCCUCCCUUUGCGCCCUCGUCUGGGCGACCUGCCACGCGUAACUUCAGCGAUAUCUUCGUGAAGGAUGACCAUCUGCCCGACUCCCCCUCGAAGCCCCAGCGCCGGGCUGCCCCGGUCGACGAAGAGGACGGAAAGGCCGCUAAAGGGCCCGUCGACGAAGACCGUAAUUUCUACAGAACCGACCCCCGAAAAUACAGCCACUUUGAGAUCGGCGAAGAAAAUGCUGCCGGCAAAGGGCCCGUUGACGAAGACCGCCAUUUCUACAAAACUGCCCCUGGAAAAUACAACCACUUCGAGAUUGGCGGCGACAACUCGGAGCGCGAAGCAAAGGGAGAAGUCAAACAGGCAAACACUAAACAUGCAACCCACUGGGACUUCGACGACGUCGAGACGCCCGUGAAGGCCUCACGCGCUCCACGCGGACAAGAACGCCGGCACUUUGGCUUUGGCGAUAACGAAGAUGGCGACGGAUCCCCCAAGGCAAGCCAAAUGUGGUCAAGCCCCGUCGCGACACAGACCUUGACCGAUGAAGAAUCCGGGGACGACGGGCGGGUCAUCAGCUCAUUCGCCGGCCGCGGCAAGCGUCUCUACGAGAACCGUCUCUUCGACGACGAGGACCAGCCCCCGACCUCUGACAAGGAGAACAAGCCUGCCCAGAAGCAUGAUGCGCAUAAUAAGAUGAUGGAGUCACACUGGGAUAAAUACGAUGAGCAGUCCCCCUGCCGGCUGCCCAAAAACACACCACGCACCAUAAGAUGA